Ziziphus jujuba (common jujube) is the source of this 2884-nucleotide messenger RNA. RefSeq lists its product as uncharacterized. NCBI's taxonomy places the organism in Eukaryota, Viridiplantae, Streptophyta, Magnoliopsida, Rosales, Rhamnaceae. The coding region runs from base 676 to 2523 and encodes 615 amino acids. The record is from RefSeq and is a predicted model, not a curated record. The transcript is spliced from 14 exons.
UUUUUUUUUUUUGUUUUAAAAAAUAAUAAUUAAAGCUUUCCCAUUUACAGUGCAUUUGAAUUUUAGAAAAUUUGAUUUGGGUCUGCGGUGUUUUUGUUUCUUUUGUGUUUGUUGUCUUGCGUUGAAGAUACAUCAAAAAGAGGGAUCCAUUAUUUUCAUGCGGCCGCUCAAAAGGGGGUGUGGGGAAGGGUUUUGGAGAGUAGGGACCACUGAGAUCCAUUCUUUGGAUUAUUUCUUCCACAUCGUGAUUUACCUCAUCAUGUCCUAUAGAUUGGAGGAUUUUGGAAAGCUAAACCCUUUGCCUUCUUUCUUCUUCUUCUUUUUUUUUUUUUAAUUAAUUUUUUUGACGCAUUUUUGAAGACAUUGAGAUUUCACACUUAGGACCGAGUAUAAGCAAAUAAUCUCUCUCUCUUUAAUUUUCAGUUCCACCAAAAAAAAAAAAAAAAAAUUAAGGCAAAAGCAACCAUCUCCUCUCUGGAAGUGGAAAUGAACUUCGGAAGACUUUCCGAGGCCCUGAAUUCCAUGACUGUAAAAUGUGAUCGAGUAAUGGAUGCAGGUAAUAAGGAUUUAUGGUGCUUGUUUGUACACGGCUGUUGCUUCUAGUACCGGAAGACCAGGGUGUUUUGGCGACUGCAGAAUGUGUUUAAUGUGAUAAAAUCCAAAACCCAUGAUUUCAUGAUGUGUGACUCACCAAUUGUCCAAACUGUUGUGUUGAGCCAAAGCGAUUCCCUUUUUGAAUGUCCUCUUUCUGGUGAGACUUGUAAUUCAGAAAUCCAGCAUGCUUCUGGACAACAUCAGAGUGAUGAUUCAUCUGUAAAGGUGAGCUAUCUUGGAGAAGGUGCUACAAGACUUGAUUCAUACAUUAAUAGCAAUUAUGCUUGUCCCUACAGAUUCCAACUUGAACAGGACGUACAAAGAUUACAAGUGCAGCUGCAAAAAGAGAUGGAUCUGCAUGCCGUUUUGGAAAAUGCUAUUGGAAAUAGUGCUACUAAAUUAUCCAGUCCAUCAUGCCUCCCUCAAUAUGCUCAAGAGCUCUUAUCCAACAUUGCAGUGUUAGAGAUUACUGUUUCAAAACUUGAACAAGAGAUGGUAUCUUUGCAGUUUCAAUUGAGUCAAGAAAGAAAUGAACGAAGGCUGUCAGAAUAUCGUUUGAGGCAUUCAUCUUCUCAGACUACAUCACCUCGCUCUACUGAUGUUGUGAACUUUCCGCAUUCCAGUCCCCAACUGUGUCAAUCUUCUAAGCAAGACUCAUGCCAGGGGUUGAAAGCUCAACUAUCAGAACCUAGUGGUGAAUCAUCUUUGAUACUGUCAGCAGUAGAGACUGCAGUGGAUUCAGUUGCACUUUGCAAUGUUAUGAAAACAUCCGCAUCUUGUCAAGCUGCUGACUGCAGCAAGCUUUCUAAGGGAAUGCCACCUAAGGGCCUUUGGGAUCACCCCAACCAACUGUCAGAAGAAAUGGUUAGAUGUAUGAAGAAUAUAUUCAUGUCUUUGGCAGAUUCUGCUAUGCCAUCCAAAUCAGCUGCACUAGAGAGCCACUGUUCACCUUUGUCGCCACGUGGACAUCUGUCCAAUUCAUCUUGGUGGUCAUCAUCUGAACGUUCUAUGAUUUCUUCAUGGGUUCAGAGUCCACAGGUCGACGUACAAAGUAAUUCUGAAGUGUUGGCCCUAGAGAAUGCCUGUGAUCCCUAUAGAGUGCGUGGGAAAUUAAGUUGGGCAGACAUUGGAAACUAUGGAUUAGCAGCUGAAGUUUCUUGGAUGUCAGUUGGGAAGAAGCAAUUAGAAUACGCUGCAGUAGCACUGAGGAAGUUCAGUUAUAUUUUGAUGGUGAACAGAAUACUCGUCGAGCAACUUGCAAAAGUUAACCCUAUCCACUUGAACUGCAAUGAGCGGCUUGCUUUCUGGAUUAACUUGUAUAAUGCACUGAUCAUGCAUGCAUACUUGGCUUAUGGAGUCCCCAGAAGUGAUUUGAAGCUUUUCUCUUUGAUGCAAAAGGCAGCAUACACUGUUGGGGGGCAUUCUUUCACUGCAGCUGCUAUAGAGUAUGUAAUACUGAAGAUGAAACCACCAGUUCAUAGGCCACAAAUUGCAUUGCUUCUUGCCCUUCACAAGUUGAAGGUCUCAGAGGAGCAAAGGAAGUCUGCAAUUGAUAUACACGAACCACUCUUAGCUUUUGCUUUAAGCUGUGGAAUGUAUUCUUCACCAGCAGUAAGGAUCUAUACUGCCAAGAAUGUGAGAGAAGAGCUUCAAGAAGCACAGCGUGAUUUUAUUCGAGCUUCAGUUGGUGUUAGCAGCAAAGGGAGGUUGCUAGUACCAAAAAUGCUGCAUUGCUUUGCUAAAAGCUUUGUGGAUGAUGCAGACUUGGCUGUAUGGAUAUCACAUUACCUUCCAUCCCAUCAGGCUGCAUUUGUGGAACAAUGCAUAUCACAAAGGCGUCAAAGCCUUCUUGGCUCACGGAACUGUGGUAUCCUUCCUUUUGAUUCACGCUUUCGUUACCUAUUCCUGCCUGACAAAAUUCCUCUCUGAUAAAUGUUGUUGCUAGCUUUGUAACUGUAAAGAGCCUUGCCAUGGCCUGGGUCCGGGCAGGUCAAGAUGGAGCACAAAAUUUAUCUUGGUUCUAAAAUGAUGCUGUUAUGUUGGUCCCAAAAGUUGAUGAUGCUAAAGUUUUGGUUGUCCAACAUUGUAUUUUAGCCUCCUUGGAAGAAAUCGAGGAUGCUGGCAGUUUUGGUCCUUUUACCUUGUAGACCAGUUAUAUGUAUAAAUCCCUCAAGGGUGUUGUACAUUAUGUUAAUCGAUAACAGGAAUUUAGAAACAGUACUUAUAGCAAAUAAUGUGUAUUGGUUUCAUUAAUGAACGAAUGUUAAAUAAGAGUUGGAAAGUUGUCAUU